This is a messenger RNA of Aspergillus saccharolyticus JOP 1030-1, 2085 nucleotides long. RefSeq names its product serine/threonine protein kinase nimA (gene nimA). Lineage: Eukaryota; Fungi; Ascomycota; Eurotiomycetes; Eurotiales; Aspergillaceae. Gene Ontology annotation, molecular function: protein kinase activity; ATP binding. Gene Ontology annotation, biological process: chromosome segregation; protein phosphorylation. The transcript is spliced from 3 exons. The record is from RefSeq and is a predicted model, not a curated record. Gene Ontology annotation, cellular component: cytoplasm; centrosome; nucleus. The coding region runs from base 1 to 2085 and encodes 694 amino acids.
AUGGCAAUUGCAUUAGCGGAGGCAGACAAGUAUGAGGUGCUUGAGAAGAUUGGUUGCGGUUCCUUCGGGAUCAUUCGCAAAGUUCGACGAAAGGCAGACGGCUUUAUCCUUUGUCGCAAGGAGAUUAAUUACAUCAAGAUGUCGCAGAAGGAACGCGAACAGCUAACCGCCGAGUUCAACAUUCUAAGCUCUCUUCGACACCCGAAUAUUGUCGCCUAUUACCACCGCGAACACCUCAAAGCCAGUCAAGAUCUGUACCUCUACAUGGAAUAUUGCGGUGGCGGAGAUCUCAGCAUGAUUAUCAAGAACUUGAAGAAGACGAAUAAAUUCGCAGAGGAAGAAUUCGUGUGGCGCAUCCUUUCCCAACUUGCGACGGCGUUGUAUCGCUGUCACUACGGUUCCGAUCCUGUCGAGGCUGGAAACAUCUUGGGCCCCGCCCCUAAGCAGUCGGGUCUCAAAGGAAAGCAAGCUCAAAUGACGAUCCUUCAUCGCGACCUCAAGCCGGAGAAUAUUUUCCUUGGCAGCGACAACACUGUCAAACUCGGGGACUUUGGCCUAUCCAAGUUGAUGAAUUCUCAAGAUUUCGCCUCUACCUAUGUCGGAACUCCAUUUUACAUGUCGCCCGAGAUUUGCGCAGCUGAACCUUACACGUUGCGUUCUGAUAUCUGGGCUGUCGGCUGCAUCAUGUAUGAAUUGUGCCAAAAAGAGCCCCCUUUCAACGCCAGAACCCACAUUCAGCUCAUACAGAGGAUUCGUGAAGGAAAAUUUGCUCCGUUGCCCGACUUUUAUUCUCCCGAGCUGAAGAACGUUAUUGCAAGCUGUUUGCGUGUCAACCCGGAUCACCGUCCCGAUACUGCAGCUCUGAUCAAUCUUCCUAUUAUUCGUCUGAUGCGCAGAGAGAAGGAGGUUUCCGAUCUCGAAAAGACCCUGCGAAAGCGCGAAGAGGCUGCUGCUCAAAAAGCCAGAGAGGUGGAACAAGCAUACACUAAAAUGGAAAGAGAAAAACAGCAGAUGAAGGCUGAGUUGGAAAACACCGUCAGACGGGAAUGGGAAGUCAAAGCUCGACUGGAAAUCGACCGCCAGGUGCAGAAUGAACUCGAAAAACUCCGAAAGCGAUUCGACUUCGAAGUUCAGGAAAGAGUUGCGCUAGAGGUUGAGAAGCAAAAGAAGAGCGGCGCCGUGAAGGAGGAUAGCAUUUCCCGGUCAAACAGCCAACAAUCCCAAACUUCUACCAGCAGCGAAAAUACCAGCAACCCAUCGAGCACUGAUAUCAGCCAGCUGUCUCUGGAGUCUCCCGCUCCCAGCAAGGCUCCACGUAAAGAGACGCGUACUCCAUUGACACGUUCCAAGACCGUGGUUGACUCACCAAUGGACGUCCAAAUGGCUGAGCCUUCACCUAUUUCGAUUGCAUCGCUUUCCUUGUCUCCUCGUCGCACAUCUGGAACGUAUACUGGCAAGAACAUUUUUGCUGAAGCCGAAAGGCGGGCGAGAUGGGAACCCACUGUGGCAUAUUCCGAUGACGAGGACGAUAUCCCCGAUCUACCUUCUCCCACUCGCCCCAAGGUGAAGCCGGAUCCUUUUAAAGCUCCUUCGCGACCGCUUUUACGACAGAACACGGCUGCAUUCAUGCAGAAACUGAGCACCCAGCCGCCAAUCUUCCCAACCAACGCCUCCAGAUUACCACAGGUGUCAGCCGGCCUUUCUGACAUGCUUCCUAGAGAGACCAAGCCACGAUCACCUCAUCGUCGAUUGUCGAAAAUCCCUUCAUCUGCAAACCUAGCUGCAGAUGCUGGCUCGCCGACUCGCAAGACUGGCGUAAAACAGCUGACCUCCAAAUCCAACGGCGCCAGCGAUGACAUGUACAAGGCCAUGAUGCAGCGAAAUAUGGGUGGGAGGACGUUGGUCGAACUGGCGCAAGCACGCGCGGGUGGCCGUCCUGUUGAUGAAAUCAAGCGAUGUGCCAGUGACUCCCGAGGCCUGAAAUCCAGUGCGCGAGACCCCCCGGCUGUUUGGGAUCCUGAAAAAGACGAGAUGCCCAGCCCUUUCCUGGUUCGGGGAAGGAAGAUCAUCCGUAACCUGCGGUAG